GAUGGUUCGGUGGCACAACCGUGGUGGCCCCGCCGCCGCAUCCGUCGCGACGUUAGCAGGCAUGAUUUGUGCAGGAAAUGCAUCGCGAGCUGUCUUUGGCCCACGCGUUCUCUCCUGGGACAAUACACCCAACACCACCAACGACACACUGGCACCGACAACGACUCGAGUUCACACGACGCAGACACCUGCGACCACCACCACAUUGCAUCCAUCGACAACAAUAGCGUCGACGACGCCGCCGCCACCACCAACCACCACCACCAUACUGCCGACGACGAUCCUGCCGACCACGACCAUCGCUUCCGUCAGUACAACCACAGUGCCGGCAACGAUGUCGCCCAGUACGACGACCACCAUCGCGCCACCCACAACGAUUCCCACCACUUGGUCUCCCACAACGACCGUUCCAGCUUCCGCCAUUCACGUCGACGAGUCGACUACAGUGAACCCUCCCACCCAGAUACCGACCGCAACAGUGCAGGCACAGGCGGAUCCGUCCGCGGCGGGCGGGAUGUCUGGCCCCGCCAUGGCGUGCCUCGUUGUUGGUGGCCUCAUCCUCGUUUGCGUUGCAAUCAUUGCUUACAGCAGGUACCAGCGCCGCCUCUCAAAGCGGCGACUGUCCGAUAAGGACGAUGCAGGCCUGCGCAUUACCCACGACGACUCGGACAACGACGGCUUGACCAUGAUUGAAAUGACCGAAGUAUCGGGGGAACAGUACCCGUUCAAACACUACCCUAAGUCGCCAGUCCCCGUGCUUAGUUUGCGGCACUACGAAUGCGACACGAAGUCGAUGGCCAAGACCGAAUCGACCAAGGUCAGCAGCACGAGCUUCAACAUGUUCGCACGACAUACCAGCGACAGCAUUGACUCGUAUCGAGCAAGUCCUCACGGCGAAAUGUACCGAAACAUGGCGUCGCCAACGUACUCGCCUCGAACGAGACAGAGCCACACGUUGUCGGAAUCGUUGCCUGCUUCACCACGGACGAGCCGUCGCACCGACGACUUCUUAUUCAGCCUGCAGUUCUCGAGAGGAAGCAGCAUGACCACCCCCGGCUUUGGCGCAUAUCCGUCCAACCUGCUACGAAACAGCGACGAUCUAUCUGUCUACAGCGACCGGUCGGACGGCACCAACUUGUAGUAAUAGCACCCUUCCUCACGCCCUCGUAAUUUAGCCCUAUUCACACUUCG
This is a messenger RNA of Aphanomyces invadans, 1191 nucleotides long. RefSeq lists its product as hypothetical. The transcript has a single exon. The annotation marks the transcript as partial. NCBI's taxonomy places the organism in Eukaryota, Oomycota, Saprolegniomycetes, Saprolegniales, Verrucalvaceae. The record is from RefSeq and is a predicted model, not a curated record.